AUGCUCACCACUUCCGCAAGCACAUUGGAGCUCUGCAUAGACGCGUGCGAUUCCAAUUCCGGAUGUGUCGAUGUGGCCUGGGUUUACGGAUCCUGCUAUCUUAAGAGCUCUGUCGGUACCGCCAUCUCCAACAAUGCCGUUCUUGGUGCGAAACUCAUCACCAGUUCGCCGUCAUCUUCGACAUCCGCUUCUUCAAGCGGUACCUCUUCUACCGUCGGCGUCAGCUCUUCUGCAAGCAGCUCUUCUGCAAGCAGCUCUUCUACAAGCAGCUCUUUUACAAGCAGUUCCUCUACUGUCAGCUCUUCUACUGUCAGCUCUUCUACUGCCAGUUCUUCUACUGCCAGUUCCUCUACUGUCAGCUCCUCUACUGCCAGCUCGUCGACUUCUACUGCCAGCUCGUCGACUUCUACUGCCAGCUCGUCUACUUCUACUGCCAGCUCCUCCACUUCUACUGCCAGCUCCUCCACCACCAGCUCCUCAGCAACCCCAUCCUCAUCGACCAUCUCCUGCCCCACUUCCGACGGCAAGACCAUCUCCGGACCCCGCGGCCAAAAAUUCCUCAUCGAAUGCGGCACCGACCACCAAGGCGGCGACAUGGGCGCGCCCACGUACCCGGGCAGCUUCGCCGCCUGCGUGGCCCAGUGCGACGCGACCGACGGUUGCGUAGACGUGUCGUACGUCUCCAACGGGCCCUGCUACCUGAAGGGCACGCUGGGCGGCUCGCUCGCCAACGCGGGCAUCUGGGGCGCGAAGCUCACGGCGUCGCUGCCCAGCGGCAUCGCGGCGCGGGGCUGCCACGCGGACUCGGCGGCGGCGCGCACGUUCCCGACGCAGGCGUACGCCAACUCGUCCAACACGCCGGGCCUCUGCGCGUCGGCGUGCCGCGAGAAGGGGUACAAAUACGCGGGCACGCAGUACGGGACCGAGUGCUGGUGCGGGCCGUCGUUGCCAUCGACCGCCGCGGCCGCGGCCGACUGCUCGAGCGCGUGCGCGGGCGACGCCGGCCAGGCGUGCGGCGGCAGCUUCAGGCUGUCCGUGACCGAGGACACGGCGUGGACGCAGAAGUUCUUCGCGCGGCAGUCGUACGGCACGUGGAGUCUCGCGAGCUGCUACAGGGACAACGUCGACGGCAAGAGGACGCUGGGGACGAGCGUCUCCAUCGACGCCGGCUCGGCGACGGUGGCCAAGUGCUUGGACGCGUGCGCGGCCAAGGGCUUCGCCUACUGCGGGGCCGAGUACUACUACGAGUGCUACGGGGGCGCGGCGAAGCCGGCUGACGCCCUGGUGGUGCCCGACGUCGCCGAUCCGCUGCUGGCGGGUUGCGAUUACGCGUGCUCGGGCAACUCGACCGAGGCUUGUGGCGGGGCGGAUAGGCUUUUGGUUUACGUCAAUAAUGGAACGAGGGUGUGA
Messenger RNA from Diplodia corticola, 1410 nucleotides. RefSeq names its product carbohydrate-binding wsc. The record is from RefSeq and is a predicted model, not a curated record. The transcript has a single exon. Bases 1 to 1410 code for a protein of 469 amino acids. NCBI's taxonomy places the organism in Eukaryota, Fungi, Ascomycota, Dothideomycetes, Botryosphaeriales, Botryosphaeriaceae.